AAAAAAAAGGAUAAUGAGUGGGGUCGGCUGUACUGGAUUUGCCCCUGCAAAUCAGUGAUUUAAUUUUUAAAUUUUUGAGACUGACAGCGAAACAUCUUGGCGGGAAAUAAAGGAACAUAAUUAGUUGCUUUACGUUUAGUUGAGAGUUGAGAGAGCAAGUUUGAAAAAGGAAUUAGGGUUUCUUCGACACUCAAAGAAAAUGGAAGGUGGCAGUGAAAGCGACGCAGUAUUUGAAUCACUAAAUCUAAAUCCCCGACUUCUCGUCAACGAAGUACUUAACACAGUCGAGAAUUUACUCGAUGAGGCGUUCGAUUACUAUCAUCAAGAAGCUUCGACUCUCGUGAACACCCAAGACACUGAUAGAUCGGAACAUUUAAGUCAGGGAAUUGAUAAAAUUCGCAAUGUGAUACAACAUAAUGUGGGAAUAAGGUUGGGUAUGUGGCAAGAGUUCUGUUCUCGCCACUGUUUUGCACUUCCUCAAGGUUUCUCUUUGCCAAAAAAUUCACUGGAUGAAAGAUUAGCAAGCCAAGAUGUGCUCUGUCAUCCAGAUUUGGAUGCACAAUUGGGGUCCUUGAGAGACAGGCUUAAUCUGAUUGGGAAGGAGACAACUCAGAUGAACCGUGAGCUUCAAGCACUAGAAAGACAGUCUACUUUAAGUGACAGUCGCACUGCACUUGCCAAUGAAGCAUUACAGUUUUAUGAGAAAAGUUUUGUAGAUGACAUGUUUCAAGAGUUGGUCAAAACGGCAUCUGAACUUCGCACAAAAAUAGAGAAGCUUAGGACAAGAAGGAUUGAAGAUUCAGACUGCAGUAGAACAAAAAGGAUUUGUGAUCCAAAAAUAGAUUUGUCCUCACUCAAUCAUGGCCUGUUCAGUGCAAAGUUGGAAGAUCUUCAGGAAUUUGUUGCUGUUUUGAAGAAAUUGUGAACUUCAUAUGUUGAUUGUCAGACGUGCUGUACAAUUGGGAAACCUCCUUCUAAUAUGUCUUCUUUCAUGCAAUCUACUUUGGUUGGCCUGCAAUCUGCAACCUCGUGUGAUUUGAAAAAAGAUUCCAUAAUUAUCUAGUCCAUGUAUGCGCAAAUACAUAUACUACGGUUGUACAUUGAUCAGAAUGUGAUUACCUUGAAUGUAAAACAUUUCUUACGUUGAUCAAAUAUGUGAUUAGUUGUGCUGUUUUUGAA
Messenger RNA from Ricinus communis (castor bean), 1179 nucleotides. Its product is annotated as protein MIS12 homolog. Gene Ontology annotation, cellular component: nucleus; chromosome, centromeric region. The record is from RefSeq and is a predicted model, not a curated record. Lineage: Eukaryota; Viridiplantae; Streptophyta; Magnoliopsida; Malpighiales; Euphorbiaceae. Gene Ontology annotation, biological process: mitotic cell cycle; protein localization to kinetochore; kinetochore assembly. The transcript is spliced from 7 exons. The coding region runs from base 200 to 925 and encodes 241 amino acids.